AUGAUUAAACGUGUAUGCAAAAUUUGUAGAACCUUUUGGGUAUGAAUAUUAAUUGACAAAACUUUUUUUUUUAUCUUUAAUCCAGUACUUUGCCCUGACUAUGAAACCUGUUAUUGACAUUUUGCCUUGGCUAUGAGAAACAACAAGAUCCAAAUAACACAAGCUGAUGUAUAAAUUAAAGAUUAAAAAUUUUCCUCUUUGUUGGUUCAUUAUCUUGCGACGAUUACACGAGUUUUCUUCUUUUUUUUCUUCGUGGUUUAAUUAGCCUUUCCGAGGUGUAACAAGUUGGCAUUUUGUUAGUACCGUUCGUUGUCUAAUGCGCGUUUUCUGCAUCUCGAAAAAAGCGGAUAACGAGAGACGGAACUCGUGUCAUCUGGACUGGAACAUAUUUAACUGCACGUUCUUGGAAAAAUGAUGGAAAUCAUCAUCAUCGAUGUAAGUCGAAGAACAGUGGUGCAGGUGAAAUUUGAUUCCAAAGUGAAAAUAUUUUAUAUUGUAGAGGGUGCAAUUAUUAUACUCCGUUUUUUUAAUUUAAUUUUAUUUAUUAUACCAAAAAUGUUACAUACCUAUGUUACAUAACUUUCAUCCUAUAGAGGUAAAUGCACCUGCACAUAGGUCUGGUAAUGUACAUACUAAUUUUAUACUUAAAAACCAAGAUUUUGAUUGUUACACUGUGUGUGUUUAAUACAACAUAUUAGAGUAAACUGUAUUCAAAAAUUCCAACAUUUACAUAGACUCUUAAUUAAACAAUGUUGUCCAUAUUCAUUUAACAUAAAUUGCUGUUUCUUAUCCAUUCACUUAAUUUAUUUUAAUAUGUCUUUGGCUAAUCUUUAAGGUUUUUUAGCUCUUUUGGAAGCCAAUUAAAAUAUUUUAUCGCAUUGAACUUACUACUUUUGAACCGAUAGAUUUCAAAAUUAGAUUUUUAUUCCUCGUCUAGGCUCAUAGUUAAAUAUUUGCCCUGCAAUUCUUGAUAGUUUCCCAACAUUUCUUUUGAUUCUUAGAAAUACUAAUUUCACUCAGAAUUUUCCAGGAUUUAAGAUCAAAGGAUCUCGAAUUAGAGUAGUCGAAAAAAAUACCACGAGUUCUUCAACCCUCGCCAUUCCAGGGUUAAUAUAUGCAAAAUCUUCUUUUCUAGAAAUUUUGCGUUCCAAAAGAAUUUCUCGAGUUAAAAAUCUGUCAUCGUCGCCGAUUUAUUUGAACGGAUAGAUUCGGUGGAAAGGGAAGAAUUUCCUGGAAGCGUGUGUUCACGGUGGUUGGACACAGCACUUCGCAAUCCUUUUUUCGUCCCGCUCGCCAUCACCCACGCCACAGUCAUCUUCUUCCCUCGCGACUUUGCGCAUCGGCACGCUUUGCCAUAAAACUUCUUCGUGUAUUUAGCCAGUGAGUGCUCGUAAACGAGAACACGGUCUCUUUAUCGUUUCCUUCGACCAACAUUCUUAGCGUGACGAAUUGUUGCUCGAUUUUCGUGAACAAACAUUGUGGUGUUUCAUUUUGAUCCAAGACUAAGUGGAGACUGUCAACGAGGCAUAAAACACAUGAAGGUAUUGGUGACUUUGUUAUACAAAAAAGUAUCGUCAACCCUUUUACUCAUCAAGGGUGGAUGGAAAAAUAAUCUAACAAUAUUGCAACACAUUUUUCCAAUUUGGUGAAACAGAAUUCCAAGUUUUAUAAAAUUUUAUAGAAGUGAAGGUGUUACUUUCCAACCCAAAUGCAAAUACGAUCAUAGUUGCAUAAUUUCGUGUAAUUAAAUUCCGGGUAGAUUUUAUAGAAAAGUAUCGUGUAUCGUUUUUUAUUGAAAUUAAACACGAUCGACGGUGUUUCGAUCACGGUGGACACAAUAGAAACAUCGCUGCACCUAUGCACAUUGUGAAAACUGCAGUUAACAAAUGUGCACGGACAAACGAUUAUGUCGAUCCUUUUAUAGAAUUGCCUGGAAUCACGCAAAGAUCCGUUUUGAUUUCGAACAGAAUCGAAUAGGCCAAUUUGAAAGUUCACUGAACGAUUUGCUAACAAUCGAGCAAACUGGUUCAACGCGAUGCAAAUGCAGUCACGUGAGUGCAGCGACCUGUAUUCCUUGAUUUCGAUGCGUCCCCUUAAACGUGUACACUUUAGAGCAAUACACGCGUAAGAUUCUAUUAAAUUUCUUUCAUUAACGAUUACAGGAUAUCGACAUUCUUUAUGUUCGACUGAAUUUCCAGGCCAGUCCGAUUGUUCUUACUUACGGAAGAUGGGUUACGAAACACACGUGGUCACCCGUGACACCAUCCUCCGAGGAACACCUUUGUUUUCGUUCUAUCUGAUAGAGUAAAAAGACUUUCCUCUUCUUCGCUGAUUCAUUUCACUUGGCUUCGUCUGAUACUUCGUGUUUCAAUAUUUAGAAUGUUUAAAAUUUCAAAAUGAAUCAACAAUUCAUACUUGAAAUUAAUACAUGAAGCUUUCAUCGAGCCUCGGAGCCUCAGGCGACGGUAAUUAUUACGGGGAAAAUUGUCCUAGCGGUCUUUAGCUUACGGUACGAAGCAUUAAUUUUGUCGUCUACGACCGUGACGUGUAACCAUCACAUAGAUACACGUGUCUUCAUGGUUUACUCAAAGAAACACCAUAAUAUGCAAGGACUUCAACAUCUAAUACCCACGUUCAUAAUUAAACUGACACAUGCUUUACAAAUUGAAACACAUCUCGUACGUGUAAUUUGUAGAUGAAAUAAUUGUUGCAGAAAAUGGGGAACAGGUGUUCGAGGUCUUAGACCAAGGUCCAAAUGCGCGAUGGUUGAAUCAGUGGGGGUUGGAGGCCUCCUCUUGACCAGCUGGUUUCUGGUACUGUUUCCGAUCGGUACCAGCGGCCAGCUUAGUUCAGAGUACGGUUGUCCUGCUCAGGAGAGGAUUCUACCUUGCAGAUGUUCCACUCGUGACAUGGAGAUUCAAAUAUGGUGCAGUCAUAGCGAGUUACCAAAAGUCCUCGAAGGUUUAAAAGCAGUUAGCCAUUAUCUGGAUCGACCUGUAGACGAAUUGAUCCUGGAGAACAAUAAUCUACCUAGUCUACCUGGCAAAGUCUUCGCCACUUUGCGCGUUCUUCGUCUGAUGCUCCGGAAUAAUCGUCUGGAAAGGGUGUCCCCCGGAUGGUUAGAAGGUCUCCACGAUUCCCUGUUAGAAUUAUUCAUCGUGGAACCAGAUUUACGCUCCCUGCCGAUAGACAGUCUGGAGAAUCUUCAAGGUCUCGAGGCUGUUACCUUGCAGAGCAGAGUGAUGAAGAAACUGCCCAAAUUCUCUGGGCUUCCGAAACUUCGUUACCUGCAGAUUAAUUCCCCAGCUUUGCUGGAGUUGGCGCCAAGAAAUUUUCGGGAUUUGCCCGGUUUGGAACAGCUUCAUGUGUUUGGCAGUCCACGUCUGAUACGUCUGGAGGCAGGUCUCUUCAGGGCGCUACCUCGGUUAGAAUUGAUUAAUAUCACCGACUGCGGUGUCCAUUGGGUUCAUCCUCGAGCGUUCAUAGAUCUACCGGAACUGAAGGAAAUUUCUGUGGUCGGGAACUCGAUAGUGGAUGCUGGAAUGAUCGGUCGAGCCUGCGUGGACCUGCCUUCGCUUUCGGUGAUACGGCUCGAUCGAAAUCGUAUCAAUCGCCUGAACGAAGGAGCCUUCAUGGAUCUACCGGUCCUGACUCGUAUCUAUUUGUCGAGGAAUCAUAUCACCGAGGUGUUCGCCGGAGCGUUUCAAAGAAUGCCAGCCUUGAAGACCCUGGAUCUUAAUCACAAUCUAAUACACCGCGUGCAUCCGGAAUUUUUCCCUCGCCGACCUGGAAACAGCCUGGAGGAGAUGUGGUUGAUUAACAACGACCUCAGUCACGUGGCUGAGCUGAGAUCCAUAAUGGAAGCUCUGCCCAGGUUGAAAUUCCUCGACGUUAGUUACAAUCAAAUCGAGGAGAUACCAUUCGGAGCGCUGAGGGGUCAUCUCACUUUGGAGAGGCUUCACCUUGAUCACAACAGAGUAGCCUUUCUGCAGAGGGAGACCUUCACCGCGAUGCCCGCUCUUAGGGAACUUAGAUUAAAGAAUAAUUCUUUGUCGAAUUUAUUGGAGGCGCCGUUCUGGAAUUUGCCAGCAUUGAAAGGCCUGGAUCUAUCAGAGAAUUACUUCCGCCACGUAGAACCUCGUCUCUUAGCCAACCUCCCAAGUCUGAGACGCUUAGAUCUAAGCGGAAACGCGGUUGGUCUCAUAGAACCUGAUUCCUUCCUGGCUACUCCAGCCCUGGAACACGUGAACCUCUCCGGAAACGCGCUCUCCGUUCUUCAUCCCCUAACAUUCCAUCAUUUGAACAAUCUCUACGAGUUGGACGUCGGUUGGAACCGAAUGCUGGAGAUAGUCCCUGGUCUACCAGGAAACAUAGAACACUUGUACAUGCCUAUGAAUCGUAUAGUAGUUCUACCAGCUCUAUCCUCUCAAGAUCUUGAUCUACCUGUUCUAAGAUCGUUGGAUCUCAGCGCGAAUGGAAUCGAGAGGAUACCACCGGGUAGCCUGGCCGAUUUACCAAAUCUGAGGAAAUUGAACUUUGGUUAUAACUCUCUGCGAAUUCUGGAGGAUGGAGCGUUCGAUGGAUUGUCCAGAUUGGAACAAUUGGAUCUGAGGUACAACAGACUGGUGACUAUUCAUGGAAGAAGCUUCAAACCACUUAGGUCCUUGAUGGAUUUAAGUCUGCGGGGCAAUCGUUUGGAGGUUCUCCGACCGGAUAUCUUUCAGGAAAACGUUAGAUUGCAGAGGCUGGAUCUUAGUAGGAAUAAUCUUGCCCAGAUACCUCACGUGACCUUUUCCAACACCAGGGACCUUCGUGAACUGUACGCGUCGCACAACACUUUGACCGAGUUACCCGGAUCGUUGCACGGCUUAACAGCUCUUCAGGUACUAGACCUGAGCUUCAACAAGCUGAACAUCCUGUCGCCGGAAACGCUGAGCAGCUUGUCGGCCUUGCUCGAGCUGAAACUCGUGAGGAAUCGUAUCCGCGAGCUACGGGAGGGUGCGUUCGAUGGUUUGCCACGAUUAACGCUGAUCGAUCUGGAGAAUAACGACUUGAGAAUCAUCGAGAGGAAUGCUAUCAGAGCUCUACCGGAACUUCAAGCCAUUCGACUCGGAAAGAACCGAUUACAGAUAAUUCCUAGCGGGGCUUUCACCGAGCUACCAUUACUUCAAAGCGCGGAAAUUCAGGAAAAUCGGAUCCAGGAAAUUGCGAGCAACGCAUUCAUUAACGUGCCUCACCUUCUCUUCCUGAAUCUGAGUCAUAAUCACUUGCCAGCGUUGGAUUACGUGGGACUCGAGAGCUUGCGUUCCUUGGAGGUUCUGGAUUUGAGCAACAAUAGACUGUCCAGGGUGUCCAGUAAUAGUUUGGCAUCCAUGGAGUGGUUGGUUGAAUUGAAAAUGGACAACAAUCGGAUCUGCGCCAUUCAAGGCUCGCCUUUCGAUCAGAUGCCAAGACUUCGGGUUCUCAGUUUGAGGAGCAAUCGAAUGGCUUCCGUAUCGGAAACGGCGUUCAAAAGAUUGCGAUCGAACAUCGCUGUCUUGGACAUCGAUGGAAAUCCACUUUCGUGCUCUUGCGGAAUGUUAUGGUUGCGAGGGUGGCUGCAGCAGGCAUCCUCCGAGGGUCCAAGGUGUGCCGAUGGAUCUUUGUUCAAAGAAAUUCGAUUGUCUCGUCAGGAUUGUCAAAGAGAACGACAGAUCGAUCCGAUUCACCCUGGCUGCGAGGCUGAGCUGAUCGAUUCUGCACCUUACCCUGUCUCUUCUUCCAUAUAUGGAGCAACAGAAAUGGUACCACUUCGCUUGAACCUAAAAGAGCCAUCCGUGGAGAAUCCUCCCAACCCUCAGGAUUUUGAUUACCUCGAUGAGUAUCCUGAAGAAACGAUGAAUAUAUCAACGUCCACGCAAACCGCGAUUACUAUACCACCAGAAAUUGUACAAAUGACCCAAACAACAGAGAAAGUUCAGUUACAAACGAACGGUACCAUUCCGAUAAAAAAGAACCCUCUAAUGCCUCCUUCCCCUAGUAGUUCCGGUUUCACCUUCUUCGGUGUGCCUUUGCCUAGUUUGAAUUUUAAUCUUUGGGGAAAUUCGGGGAGGAAAUCGGAGAGGAAGUAUUCCGAAAGACCCGGAAGAGGACGGUAUAGAACGUUUCCACCCACGGAACCAGAGAUCCAUAGGGGUGGUUUUGUUCCUCUGCCUCGAGGACAGGGUGGUUUCGUGCCGAUCCCUGAUCCAAGAUUAACUUACGAAAGGCAGGUUAAUAAAAAUGAAACUUUGAGAGGUCAGAAUUCUAAUAUCACGCAGGAGGAACGGAAGCGAUGGAAAAAUGGAAAUGGUACUGUGGUGAAGGUUGAAAGGACUCAUCCUAGGACAAACAGACCCAAGGUGGAAAUUAAAGAGAGGGAAGAACUGUCCACGGUGGCAGCUAAUCAGCCUGAUUCUCGAUGGCAAAUGUCUGGAGUUAAAAAAAGCAGUACUUCUUCCAUAAAUUCAACGAGAACGUUAGAUUCCAGCACUGCAGCUGAUGAAUCUCCUCAAGAAGCAAACGAAACAACAGUGUCUUUAGAGAUUCAUGAUGAUGACCCUUCGGAGGCGAAUAAAAAAUCAAUUAAAGUGGAAGAGAAGUCUCAAGAAGUCGCGAGUAGAAUAGUGUGGACCACCCCUGGAACCAUGCUGGAGACUACGAAAGAUGAUUUGGUUAUAGAAUCAUCCACGAAUGUGAUGAAAAAUGAGAAAAAUAGGUUUUGGGAUUCCGAGGCAGUUGAAUUGCAAGAAACUUCCACCAUAGAUCCUCGAAACGAAUCCAUGGGUAUAAAUACAGAUGAUUCUAGUAGCGUUGUAACAGAACGAUCACCUUUUCAUUCAUCCUUCUUAGAGAAUAAAAAAAAAUCUUCGACGUCUCAAUUGCCCCGAGAAACAGAAGCAUCAGCUCUUUCAGCGUUUCUGGUUCCAGGAGGUCAGGUACCUUCUUCAGUACCAAAUUUGCGUCCAUUAGGUAAGCCAACGAUCACGAAGGUUCCUUCGCCACGUAUCGGUCUCUCUGCUGAAGACGAGAAACAGAAGUCCGUGGCUGAAGCUGUUCAACGAAACGUGAAAGACGAAGAGAAGAACUUCGAGAAAGACGGAUCUUCGAACGAAAAUGCAGAAGUCAUCGAAGACAAUUCGUUCAAUUGGUACUUUCAGCAUUACAAUGACACUAAUUUAGAACCCUUUGUAGGUAUUGCUUACAGCGAAGGUGCGAAGACAAGUGCGCGUCGAUGGACUUUAUUGGGUCAAAUGUGUCUUAUUUUGUACACUGUAGUAUAAAAGAAAAAACAUGGAUGAUUAAGUGUUUUCAAUAAUUAAUUUAUUAAAUAAGUAAUACUUAAAUUCUUCUUACUCCAUUCAUUUUUUAGAAAGAAGAACUAAGGCAUUCUGUAAGUACUUCAUGGAAGAUGAGUCAAGUGAUCUAUUGAUUAGAACAAGUUUGCAAAUUAAUGUGCAAUUUAGGAUAUUUUUAGUUAAACAGAAGUGCAGAAGAAGAAGUAAUUCAUCAUUUGCCUUUCCGUGUGUGAAGACAAGAGGUCGUAGAUUAGGCUCUUCUCGUCUCUCCUAGGGUUUUUUCUAAAUUCUCCCCAAACCAAAAGCAAAUGGCGAUUGAUUUCUCAUCUUAAACUUCCCCUUAACUAAAAAAAGCUCCCACUGCACCCAAAUAUCCGUAAAUUACAAAGAAAUGCACGAUCAAUAAGGAGCAAUUAAUUUCCAUUUUCAUAGAUCCUUCGUGUGGCAAUGAAAAAUAAAUAAAAUCAUGAAUUCAAUGAUCGAGUUUUUUGUUGUUUUUAUUAAUAACGUAGUGUAUUAUUUAUGAAAGCUUAAGUUCUUUAGAAAAUAUGUCUGUAAUAUCUAAAAAUGUAUACGUUAUUGAGAAUCUUAUGUGGUAUCCUCGAUGUUCUUUAGAAAAUUUUAAUACAUUCAAGUGAACCGUGAAUGAUUACUGAACAAUGCUUGAUUUAGAUAAAAAUCACCAAAUUAUUAUCGAUGACGAUACAUUAUAUAAAAGUUACGGGUAGUUUGAAGCAGUUGCUCAUUCCUAACGAUAGGAGGGAACGAUUAUCAGUAAACACAAUUACUGUGUUAUGCCAUGUAAAAAUUACUUUACACUAAAAUUUGUGAUAAUUGUGCAAUGUGUUUACUAGAUCUUUAUAUAUGGAAAUAUUGUAACUGCAUUCCCACUAUCAUACCCUUCAUCUAAUGUACCCUUUUUAAAUUCUUACUGUGUUGGAACACAUUGAGAAUAAGAUUAUCAGUGUUUAUUUUUUUUUUUUUUUGGUGUUAACUUGAAAUGCAGACCAUCUGAUAGCA
This is a messenger RNA of Osmia lignaria (orchard mason bee), 8336 nucleotides long. The record is from RefSeq and is a predicted model, not a curated record. Lineage: Eukaryota; Metazoa; Arthropoda; Insecta; Hymenoptera; Megachilidae.